UUGGUGUCCCAGAAGGUUUGCCAAGAAAAGGAAAAUGCUCUGGCUUUGGACCAGGGGCCGAGUCCUUGGGGGCCGAGCUAUCGCUGCUGUACGUUGCAGCAGCACUAGUGCUCCAGAGAAAGUGGAACUUUUUGUUGAUGAUAAACCAGUGUAUGUGGAACCAGGAACUACAGUAUUACAGGCAUGUGCAGAAGCAGGAGUGGAGAUACCCAGGUUCUGUUAUCAUGAUCGACUGUCCAUAGCGGGCAACUGUAGGAUGUGUCUAGUGGAAGUGGAGAAAUCUCCAAAGCCCAUUGCAUCCUGUGCUAUGCCAGUGAUGAAAGGAAUGAGGGUAAAAACUGAUUCUCCAGUCACACGAAAGGCCAGGGAAGGAGUGAUGGAAUUCCUAUUGAUGAAUCAUCCACUGGACUGUCCCAUCUGUGAUCAGGGUGGGGAAUGUGACCUUCAGGAUCAGUCCAUGAACUUUGGCAGUGACAGAAGUAGAUUCACGGACAUCAAUUUUACUGGUAAAAGAGCUGUUGAAGACAAGAACGUUGGUCCUCUGAUUAAGACCAUAAUGACACGUUGUAUACACUGUACUAGAUGUAUCAGGUUUGCCAGUGAAGUAGCUGGAGUAGACGACCUUGGUACCACAGGUAGGGGAGGAGACAUGCAAGUCGGUACCUAUGUAGAAAAAAUGUUCCAGUCCGAGUUAUCAGGGAAUGUUAUUGAUCUGUGUCCUGUGGGAGCUUUAACAUCUAAACCCUAUGCUUUUACAGCGAGGCCGUGGGAAACCAGGAAAGUGGAGAGUGUGGACGUUAUGGAUGCUCUUGGCAGUAAUAUUGUCAUCAGCACACGCACCAACGAGGUCAUGCGUAUUCUCCCUCGCAUGAAUGAGGACAUCAAUGAAGAAUGGAUUUCAGACAAGACAAGAUUUGCUUAUGAUGGUCUAAAGCGACAGAGGUUGACAAGUCCCUUUGUUAAGGAUGGAACUGGAAACUUAGUGGCUGCAAGUUGGGAGAAUGCCUUCAUGGCUACAGCAGAAAGGUUGUCACGUGUCAAGGGAGAGGAUAUCUCUGGUAUUGCUGGGGGACUCAUGGAUGCAGAAGCUCUUGUGGCUUUCAAAGAUUUCCUGAACAGGAUGGGCAGUGAUGGGCUGUGUACCGAGGAGAUCUUCCCAAUGGAUGGGGCAGGAACUGACCUAAGAUCAAAUUACCUACUGAACACGAAGAUAGCUGGAGUUGAGGAGGCAGACCUCAUCCUGCUGGUCGGUACUAACCCUAGAUUUGAGGCUCCUUUAUUGAAUGCUAGGAUGAGGAAAAGCUGGAUUCACAACGAUUUAAGAGUUGCGCUGGUUGGAUCUAAGGUUGACCUUACAUAUGAAUAUGAUCAUCUUGGUGAUUCUACAAAAGUACUACAAGAUAUUGCUAAUGGAAGUCACCCUUUCUGUGAGACACUCAACAAAGCUCAGCGUCCAAUGGUAAUAGUCGGAAGUACAGCACUACAACGCCCAGACAAUGGGGCCAUACAUGCUGCUGUAUCACAGCUCAGUCAGUCUCUACGAGUCAAGUCCGACUGUGGGGACUCCUGGAAGGUUCUAAACAUACUGCAUAGGGUUGCUGGACAGGUGGCAGCACUUGACCUCGGUUUCAAGGCUGGUGUUGAACACAUUCGCCAGAAUCCUCCAAAAGUGCUCUAUCUACUGGGAGCUGAUGAGGGAGCUAUUACACGAGAGGAUAUACCAAAAGACUGUUUCGUUAUAUACCAAGGUCACCAUGGUGAUAUCGGUGCCUCCAUGGCUGAUGUGGUGUUCCCAGGGGCAGCUUACACGGAGAAAGAUGGCACAUAUGUUAACACAGAGGGUCGAUCCCAGCAGACUCGCAUGGCUGUUUCUCCUCCAGGCCUGGCAAGAAAUGACUGGAAGAUCAUUCGAGCACUUUCAGAGAUUGUGGGCUCUCCAUUACCAUACGACAAACUGGAGGAGGUACAAGGUCGUUUAUUUGAAAUAUCACCCAAUCUCAUCAAAUAUGGUGAUGCUGAGGAAGCCAACUACUUCAAGCAGGCCCAGGAGCUUGCUCAGCUGGCAAAAGGACAGCUGGACAGUGCCCCUCUCACCGCAGAUAUAAGUAUUCUCAGUGAUUUCUACAUGACGAACUCUAUCAGUCGCGCCUCACCAACCAUGGCAAAGUGUGUGUCUGCCUCAAUAGAGGCUGCAGCCAGCAAAUACUGAUCUGUGUUUCCAAGUGUAAAUAAACUUUAACAUAUUUUUUAGCUGUUUGACAGGAAAUAAUCUCCUGUAUACGCCAUUACAUUGUGUUAAUGGAUGAUCCAUGCAGUAUGCUCCCCAACAAGGACAGAUUUUUAAGGUACGAGGGGAAAACCAACGCCAUACAAGUACCUCAGCUGUCUAGAUACAUUACACAAAACACAUUGGGUAGGUCUCCCAGCUUGGCCACCUAUCACAAAGGAUAAAAUAAAUACUAUGUGAAAUGAGGAAGCAUUUUGUUAUCAUAAGAUUUGUGUGUGUGAAGAAUUUAUCACGGCACCAACGUUGAUGUAACGUUUGAAUUGAAAUAAAAUGUGUAUGGUUAA
Molecule: messenger RNA, 2571 nt
Organism: Ylistrum balloti
Lineage: Eukaryota; Metazoa; Mollusca; Bivalvia; Pectinida; Pectinidae
Product: NADH-ubiquinone oxidoreductase 75 kDa subunit, mitochondrial-like
Exons: 20
Coding region: 35-2209 (724 amino acids)
Biological process (GO): ATP synthesis coupled electron transport
Cellular component (GO): membrane
Molecular function (GO): iron-sulfur cluster binding; NADH dehydrogenase (ubiquinone) activity
Source: RefSeq, a predicted model, not a curated record